Messenger RNA from Ricinus communis (castor bean), 1849 nucleotides. RefSeq names its product cytochrome P450 704C1-like. The coding region runs from base 179 to 1714 and encodes 511 amino acids. Gene Ontology annotation, molecular function: iron ion binding; oxidoreductase activity, acting on paired donors, with incorporation or reduction of molecular oxygen; monooxygenase activity. The record is from RefSeq and is a predicted model, not a curated record. NCBI's taxonomy places the organism in Eukaryota, Viridiplantae, Streptophyta, Magnoliopsida, Malpighiales, Euphorbiaceae. The transcript is spliced from 6 exons.
UCAAUUGCUCAGGUCUUCGAUAUUAUGAAAUUUCAAUUUUCUGGUGAGCAUAAGAGAAUAGCUAUCCUUAAGAUAACUCUAAUUUCUUUUUUUCCUUUGUUUUCUUCUCACGUCCAUCCAACCAAACAGAGGAUAACAGAAGGCAUUGAGCAGUUUCAAAAGCUCCCCUAUUGUAUCAAUGGAAUUUGUGACCAAUCCAAUACUAUUCUCAGCUUUAGCUCUAAUCCCAUGUCUACUGAUAUUCCCGCUCCUUAUUACAAAAUUGAAGAGAGGAGAACAGAGAGAAAAUAAGUUGAAGUACCAUCCAAUUGGUGGCACUGUCUUUAAUCAGCUCCUCAACUUCAAUAAAUUGCAUCAUUACAUGACUGAUCUUGCAGCCAAGUACAGGACGUACAGGCUUAUCAGCCCUUUCAGAAAUGAAAUUUACACUUCUGACCCAGUCAAUGUUGAGUAUAUACUCAAAACUAACUUCCAGAACUAUGGCAAGGGGGAGUAUAAUUACAACAAUUUAAGGGACUUACUAGGUGAUGGGAUUUUCACAGUUGAUGGUGAGAAAUGGCGCCAACAAAGAAAGGUUUCGAGCUAUGAGUUCUCCACGAGGGUGUUGAGGGACUUCAGUAGUAUUAUCUUCAGAGAGAAUGUGGUAAAACUUGCUGGUGUAGUGUCUGAAGCUGCAAAAUCCAACCAGUCAAUGGAUAUACAAGACCUGUUUAUGAAAUCAACCUUGGACUCAAUAUUCAAAGUUGUAUUUGGAGUUGAGCUGGAUAGCAUGUGUGGAUCAAAUGAAGAAGGCAUCAUCUUUAGCAAUGCCUUUGACAAUGCAAGUGCAAUGACCCUUUGGCGAUAUGUUGAUAUCUUCUGGAAGAUUAAAAGGUUUCUGAAUAUUGGUUCUGAAGCUGAGUUAAAGAAAAAUGUCAAAGUGGUUGAUGAUUUCGUGUAUAAAUUAAUCAGUAGUAAAAUUGAACAAGUGCACAACUUCAACAAUGAUAUCUCUAUUCAGGCAAAGAAAGAUGAUAUUUUAUCAAGGUUCCUGCAAGUGAGUGAGACUGAUAUGACAUAUAUAAGAGAUAUCAUUCUUAACUUUGUGAUUGCUGGCAAAGACACGACCGCAGCCACUCUAUCUUGGUUCAUCUAUGUGCUCUGCCAACAUCCUGUUGUGCAGGAAAAGGUUGCAAAAGAAAUACGAGAAGUUUCUAAAGUGAAAGAAAUUAUGAACUUUGCCGAAUUUGCAGCUAGUAUUGAUGAGGAAGCUCUAGCAAAGAUGAGUUAUCUCCAUGCAGCUAUAACUGAAACACUCAGACUCUAUCCAGCAGUGCCAGUGGAUGCAAAGAUUUGCCUGUCUGAUGAUACUCUGCCAGAUGGUUUUAGUGUGAAGAAAGGGGAUAUGGUGUCUUACCAACCUUAUGCAAUGGGCAGGAUGAAAUUCAUUUGGGGUGAUGAUGCCGAGGUAUAUAAACCAGAGAGAUGGUUGAAUGACGAUGGAGUGUUUCAGCAAGAGAGCCCUUUCAAGUUUACUGCCUUCCAGGCAGGACCACGAAUUUGUCUAGGGAAGGAAUUUGCUUAUAGGCAAAUGAAAAUUUUCUCAGCUGUGUUGUUGGGUUGUUUCAUUUUCAAGCUCCGUGACGAAAAGAAAGCUGUCAACUACCGAACAAUGAUUAAUCUGCACAUUGCUGGCGGUCUCCAUGUUCACUCAUUCUACAGAUAUAAAACAUAAUAUUACCAAAGACUGCAGCAUAUGAGCUUUUCACUGUAAGUUUCUAAGAAAAGUUGUGACAAUGUUGUGGAGGUAUUCUGAAAUAAAUGCUGUUUUUAUGUGUAUUUAUAAUAUAGAUGAAUCUUAAUAAUUCAA